This is a messenger RNA of Mya arenaria, 1530 nucleotides long. RefSeq names its product CD109 antigen-like. Gene Ontology annotation, molecular function: endopeptidase inhibitor activity. The record is from RefSeq and is a predicted model, not a curated record. Bases 787 to 1530 code for a protein of 247 amino acids. NCBI's taxonomy places the organism in Eukaryota, Metazoa, Mollusca, Bivalvia, Myida, Myidae. The transcript is spliced from 8 exons.
UAAUUAUCGUUCUGUCUUUGAUUGAGCCAAUAUUUGUGUAUAUGUCUAAAAACCAGUCCUACAGGACUGCUGACAAAAUAUCAGAUCGUAUUAUUUUUAAUAUUUACGCUCAUAAAUUAUUAUGUAUGGGUUAAAGCAUUAUUAACGCUGUAAGAUUGAAAUUGGUUUUCGGCAGUUUUCCAAAGAUUUUAGAUUUGUUUAAUUGUGAAUCAUCUAACAUGACUAAAUUGAAGGCAUUGAAUGAGCUGACUUAAACUGUAAAAAGGUCAAAACUGCCAAUCUGUGACUGCAGCUUUAAUACCAUCCAAAUUUGUUUAUAUGCCAAAUAUAAUAUGUUUGUUUUAUUUUUAUACAGCACCGCACCGUAAGUAUAAUUGUACAACAUAUUUUGAAAAUAUAUUACAUUCAACAUGACACAAUACUAAUAAAAGAACACAACAAAACAGUUUGAAAUAUAAGACACUAAAAACUGCCAAAAGGCACUAUCCGACAACAGUUUGAAUAUACCCCUACCUUACGCUGCAAGACUAUGAUCUAAAUAUAAUAUUUCAAUGUAAACGGGCAUGGAGGAAAGAAAUAGAAAGAAUAAAAUAUGUUUCCAGUGUUAAUAAGUGUGCUCUUUAUCAAUUUUAAUUGUGCUUUGAUUUCUUUACAGAUUAUAUCGAAGGCAAAGAUAUUAACUUGGGAACUGUCCUACGAAGUAAGUUUCCAGAAGCCUGGAUAUGGGAAACACACACAGUAGGGACAAGUGGUGAAAUUCAUUUGACGCGUGAGAUACCCGACUCGAUGACGUCAUGGAUUACAUCAGUAUUUGUGACAAAUGACCAGAGCGGUUUCGGAAUUGCAGAAAAUAUACCCAAGGUCACUGUACGAAACGAUUUCUUUAUUACGAUGGACCUCCCAGAAACAAUCGUACAAGGAGAAGAAUUCCUUCUGCAAGUUACUGUAUUCAAUUAUCUUCCAAGUACGCAACAGGUCUCUGUCCAAAUUCAACAUUCGGACGACAUGAAUCAUCCUAUACCGGCUGCAAGUCUAACAAUGGUGGACUCAAUAGGAAACACAAUUGAUAGUUUAAUUCGUCUUUCAUUACAAUUAGAGGUAAAUUCCGGAGAAGGUAAAUCUACUUAUGUGCACUUUACUCCAACUUCAACUGGCAGCAUUACAAUAACUGCGGAGGCUAGAGCAGGGGGUCUCCACAGAGCUGCUGCAGUUGAUCAAGUACAAAAACAAGUGGAUGUCGUGCCAUACGGGAUUAUUAAAAGAGAAAACGUUCAGGAACUCGUAAAUUUGACCCAUGGAUCGAGCUCACAUCUUAGCGUGUCUCUACAAGACCCACCGCAUAUGGCCCCGGGCAGUAAAACUGUUACAGUUAAGAUGACCGGGAACUUCAUGAAGCCAAGCAUUGAGGGUCUACAGGGGUUGCUGAUAAUGCCGCACGGUUGUAGGGAACAAAAUAUGGUUGACUUUGCACCUGACGUUUACAUUGCUAAAUAUUUGAAAACGGUUGGACAGCUUACUAAGGAGAUAUAG